Orycteropus afer afer is the source of this 1191-nucleotide messenger RNA. RefSeq names its product HORMA domain containing 1 (gene HORMAD1). The record is from RefSeq and is a predicted model, not a curated record. The transcript has 14 exons. Lineage: Eukaryota; Metazoa; Chordata; Mammalia; Tubulidentata; Orycteropodidae. The coding region runs from base 1 to 1191 and encodes 396 amino acids.
AUGGCUACUACACAGUUACAGAGACCUUCCAUGAGUGCAUUGGUAUUUCCCAAUAAAAUAUCAACUGAGCAGCAGUCUUUGGUAUUAUUAAAGAGGCUUCUAGCAGUGUCAGUAUCCUGUAUCACAUAUUUGAGAGGAAUAUUUCCAGAAUGUGCUUAUGGAACAAGAUAUCUGGAUGAUCUUUGUGUCAAAAUUCUGAAAGAAGAUAAAAAUUGUCCAGGAUCUACACAGUUAGUAAAGUGGAUGUUAGGUUGCUAUGAUGCUUUACAGAAAAAAUAUCUAAGGAUGGUUGUUCUAGCUGUAUAUACAAAUCCAGAAGACCCUCAGGCAAUUUCAGAAUGUUACCAAUUUAAAUUCAAGUAUACCAAUAAUGGACCAGUAAUGGACUUCUUAAGUCAAAACCAAAACAAUGGAUCUAGCAUGUCCUCUGCUGACACUAAGAAAGCAAGUAUUCUCCUCAUUCGCAAGAUUUAUAUUCUAAUGCAAAAUCUGGGACCUCUACCUAAUGAUGUUUGUUUGACCAUGAAACUUUUUUACUACGAUGAAGUUACACCACCAGAUUACCAGCCUCCUGGCUUCAAGGAUGGCAACUGUGAAGGAGUGAUAUUUGAAGGGGAGCCUAUGUACUUAAAUGUGGGUGAAGUCCCAACACCUUUUCACACCUUCAAAAUAAAAGUGACCACUGAGAAAGAACGAAUGGAAAACAUUGAUUCAGCUAUACUGUCACCAAAACUAUCAUUAAAAACACCACUUCAAAAAGUCCUGAUGGGCAAAGAUGAUCUAGAAGAUGAACAGGAGCAUUACAUAAGUGAUGAUUUUGACACUGAAAGUAAAAUGGAAGAGCAAAAAAAAAACUGUGGAUCUUCUGAACUUGGAGAACAAAACUUAGUUUGUGAGGAAGAUGUAAUUAUGAGUUCUAAAGAAAUUCCAGAUCUUUCAGUUUCUUAUUCUCAGGUUGAACAGCUAGUCAAUAAAACCUCAGAACUUGAUGUGUCUGAAAGCAAAACAAGAAGUGGAAAAAUCUUUCAGAAUAAGAUGGUUAAUGGAAAUCAACCAAUAAAACCUUCUAAAGAAAAUAAGAAAAGAAGUCAUCCUGAAUCAGUGAAAACAGUCCUCCAUCACUUUGAUUCUUCUAAUCAAGAGUCAAUGCCAAAAAGGAGAAAGUUUAGUGAACCAAAGGAACAUAUAUAA